Messenger RNA from Carassius auratus (goldfish), 1402 nucleotides. Its product is annotated as DNA-directed RNA polymerase II subunit RPB7. Gene Ontology annotation, biological process: positive regulation of nuclear-transcribed mRNA poly(A) tail shortening; DNA-templated transcription; transcription initiation at RNA polymerase II promoter. The transcript is spliced from 8 exons. Gene Ontology annotation, cellular component: P-body; RNA polymerase II, core complex. NCBI's taxonomy places the organism in Eukaryota, Metazoa, Chordata, Actinopteri, Cypriniformes, Cyprinidae. The record is from RefSeq and is a predicted model, not a curated record. The coding region runs from base 103 to 621 and encodes 172 amino acids. Gene Ontology annotation, molecular function: single-stranded DNA binding; translation initiation factor binding; single-stranded RNA binding.
CUUUCGCGGUUUUGAGUGGCGGUUCAUGAUCAAGGAAAAACCAACACUUGCUGAUUUUUUAAUUUAAAAUCAAUACUUUUGGAAGACCAAAACUCUUAAGAGAUGUUUUAUCACAUCUCUUUGGAGCAUGAGAUUCUCCUCCAUCCACGAUACUUUGGACCGAAUCUUCUGAACACAGUCAAACAGAAGCUGUUCACCGAGGUGGAGGGAACAUGUACUGGGAAGUAUGGCUUUGUUAUUGCAGUGACCACAAUCGAUAAUAUUGGGGCCGGUGUUAUCCAGCCUGGCAGAGGUUUUGUGUUGUAUCCCGUCAAAUACAAAGCCAUCGUGUUUCGUCCCUUCAAGGGAGAAGUUGUGGAUGCUGUUGUCACACAGGUUAACAAAGUUGGACUCUUUACAGAAAUUGGCCCCAUGUCUUGUUUCAUUUCUCGUCAUUCUAUCCCCUCCGAGAUGGAGUUCGACCCAAACUCAAAUCCUCCGUGCUAUAAGACAGUCGAUGAGGACAUUGUGAUCCAACAAGAUGAUGAAAUUCGACUGAAGAUUGUGGGAACUCGAGUGGAUAAGAAUGAUAUUUUUGCCAUUGGAUCUCUCAUGGAUGACUACCUGGGUCUUGUGAGCUGAUUCUUAUACCAAGAAUAUGGGAAUUAUGAAAUGCUGUGGUGAUGCUAAAUAGUUUGUAUAUACUGUAAUUAUAUACUGUAAUGCCUUUUUCCUUUCUCUUGUUUUAUUGUCAUUUUUAUGCCCAUGUUAGUAUAUUCAUAGUUUUUUCUUGGUAACAGUUGAAUUGUGAAACAGCAUAAAGUCACAUUGUAACAAACUGUAGUUCAGCAGUGGCUCUGUGUGAUGAAAGACUUUCAACUGUUUGAUUUAAAGAGAUGCAGCAGAGAAAAGAGUCAAUAUCUUCAGUUGGGCUCUUCUGAAAGACCCUGUGAGCAAAACCAGUUCACAAGCAUGUUAUUAGAAGACCAAAGUAAUCAUUCAUCACUUUAUUACAUAAGGUCAUUUUUAAGCUAUUUUUGUAAAUGCCAGCCAGUCUGUACUUGAAUAUCUCUUUCUUUUGUAAUACAACACUCUCUAAAAAUGUGCUACAUGUCUUUGUUUGGUUUUCUUGUUUUUGUUAUCGCUUGUUCUGAGAUCUUUUUUGUAAGAAAGGCUUAAUAGAUAGUUCACAGUGAGCAUUGCAGAUUUUUGCCAACAGCUUUGGAAGCGAAAUGUUUGUAACUGAAGCUUCCUUUCAUGCCAGUCACACAGAAGCUCACUGCCUACUGGAACAUUUAAAGGAAUAGUUCAUCCAAAAACAAUAAUAUUUGAAGAAAAUGUACUCACCAUCAGGCCUUUCAAGAUGUAAAUUUGAUGUAGACAGUUUGUUUCUUCAUAGGAGCAAUAAAUCAUUUGCUUACGA